CCUUUCCAGUGGAGUACUGCCGUCAGAAGGAUCGGCUGACGUAACUUUUUCACAUCGCCAAAAGCUUUGACCCUUCCUUGAACACGAACCACAUCGAGCAACAGACUCAAAUAUGGCAGACGCACCAGAGCACAGCUUCCGUGAAGAACGCGACCGCCGGAGGCGUGACGACGGACACCGCGAUUACAGGGACCGUGAUAGGGAUGGCCAUGGCCACAGGGAUAGAGGAGGAGACAGAAACAGAGAACAUUUCGGUGAUCGUCGAGAUGACCGACGCCGCGAGUUCGGUCGUGACUUCGAUGACCGCAGGAAGCGUGGCGGUGGUCAUGGUGGUCACGGCGAUGACCGUCGCAGAGAACACCGGGAAGAGAAUCGCGAGCAUCGACACGGUCGAGGUCGUGAGGAGGGAUCCCCACGCCGUGGUGGGCGUAAGGGGCGGGAUGGGCUUGGCACUCCAGAGCGGCGGUCCCCUACACCUGAGGGUGCGCUUCCUCUGGCCCAACGGAGGCGCAAAGCUUCUGGUUGGGAUGUUCAUGCUCCAGGAUACGAACAAUAUUCCGCCAUGCAAGCCAAACAAACAGGUCUUUUCAACCUUCCUGGAGCGAACCGUACACAAGUUCCUCCCAUUCUUGGCAUUGCUGGUUUGCCACCUCCAAUCCCAGUCCAGACUUUUGGCAUGGGAAUUGGGAGCAACCCAAACUUGUCUCGACAAUCCCGUCGCCUCUACAUUGGGAGCAUCACACCUGAGGUCAAUGAGCAAAAUCUCGCCGACUUCUUCAACAGCAAGAUGAUUGAAAUGGACAUCGGCACCGGCGGUCCCGGAAACCCUGUCCUUGCAGUACAGUGUAAUUAUGAGAAGAACUAUGCAUUUGUCGAGUUCCGCAGCGCAGAAGAUGCAACGGCUGCUAUGGCCUUCGACGGUAUUAUAUUCAUUAACGGUCCACUCAAAAUUCGGCGACCGAAGGACUACGGUGGCAUUGAGAUCACUGUUCCUAGCGUCCAUGUUCCAGGCGUUGUUUCAACCAACGUCCCUGACUCCAUCAACAAAGUGUUUGUGGGUGGUCUGCCGACUUACUUGAAUGAGGAGCAGGUACAGGAGUUGCUCAAGAGUUUCGGCGAGCUCAAAGCUUUCAACUUGGUCCGUGAAAAUGGCAAUGGUCCAUCCAAGGGUUUUGCGUUCUUCGAAUAUGUGGAUGCCUCUGUUACUGACGUUGCCAUUCAAAGCUUGAACGGCAUGGAGCUAGGAGACCGCUAUCUAGUUGUACAGAGAGCCUCGGUCGGCGCGAAACCCGGUACACCGGGCAUGAUUCCAAACCUCCCUUACGACCAAUUUCCAGAGAUUCCUCGACCCAUCAUGCCUGCUGGCGAAAGCAACAACGCCGAUGCUCGUAUCCUUCUCAUGCUUAACAUGGUUACGCCCGAUGAUCUCACCAAUGACGACGAAUACGGCGACUUGUACGAGGACGUCAAAGAAGAAUGUUCCAAAUACGGGAAUGUCGAAGAUCUGCGCAUUCCUCGGCCCGUCAAGAAAGACAAAUCGAAAUGGGCUCCAGGCGAGCCUGGCCAUCAGACCGCCAUUGAGGCUCAGCGCGCCGAUGAAGCAGCGGGUGUAGGCCGUGUCUAUGUCAAGUAUGUUGAUGCCGAAGGUGCACAGACAGGUCUUAAGGCGCUUGCUGGGCGGUCCUUCGCUGGACGCUCUAUCAUCGCUACAGUCUUGAACGAGGACAGUCAAACGACGCCCCCACUUAACUUGAUCUUUGCCCCUCAGCCAGAUGCUCCUCCUCCACUCCCCACCUCUUGAUUGAUCACUUCUUUUGGGAGGCUGGAAGUGAUUAUCUAGUUGCUCAGUCGUAUGUACGUGCUGUACCGUUUCUGAUGUCGUUCCGUACAGAUGCUUUGAUUUCGUGCAAAUGAAGUGCCUAUUUGAUAAUCACUGAAGGGUUUUACGGCGU
Suillus clintonianus is the source of this 1952-nucleotide messenger RNA. RefSeq lists its product as uncharacterized. The coding region runs from base 113 to 1801 and encodes 562 amino acids. Gene Ontology annotation, cellular component: nucleus; commitment complex; U2AF complex. NCBI's taxonomy places the organism in Eukaryota, Fungi, Basidiomycota, Agaricomycetes, Boletales, Suillaceae. Gene Ontology annotation, molecular function: poly-pyrimidine tract binding; pre-mRNA 3'-splice site binding. The record is from RefSeq and is a predicted model, not a curated record. Gene Ontology annotation, biological process: mRNA processing. The transcript has 5 exons.